AUGAAGCAAUCAAGAUAUUCAAGCUUCGACUCUACAUCAAACCAAGUUGCACGUGUCUUUAUCGCUAUACAAUUCUUUAUCUACUAUUACUACAAAAAGGAUAAGAAUGUAAGACAGGUCAAUGCAUUUAGAGAUAAAUUGCUAAAUGACCCGUCGAGCAUGGUCAAAGCAUGUGGACCAUUGUUGGAAGAGUAUGACAUUUGUGUCGAGGAUCAAUUUGAAUCGCAAAUGACCCAGUACUUGGACAUGAUGAUACAAUCGGGUUUUGUCCCAGCAGACAAACGAGAUGAAUUUAUUCAACAGCUCAAAAUGAUUACUACUCGAUGGAUAAAAUCAACUAUUACAACCAAGAUGAAUAUUAUUGGAUAUACACUCAUGACCGAUACAUUCCUCAAACAAAAUUUAUUUGAAGAAAAAGAUUCAUGGUCGGUGACUGGUUUAUUUGAUGAAAUGACAACGGUACUAUAUAGAUUGGCGACAGUAUCAAAACAAUUCCAUCAUAAUGUAGGUCAAGUUCUUGAACGAUUGGAUUGGGCGGGACAGAUCCCAACCCAAUACCUUAAAGGACAAAUCAACUAUGGUCGACCACUAUGUCUCUUUAAACAGUCGCCUACCACCAUUCGUUAUGAUGCUCUCAUCAGAACAACACCAUACCAUCUCAUUGAUGAUGUAUUUGCAAAAACAGAGUCACUCACUCUUGUUGGUGCCGCCACCCAUUGGAGUUCGUUCAGUGGUGCCGGCGAAGAGGAAAUGCUAAAGAGAAACAAAGAUAUCACUAAACGAUUGUUUUGUACAUUCCCAUCAGUUGGGUCAAUGCCAAACCUCACAAAACUAAAAGUAGUUGGUAGAUCAUUCAAAACACACAAACAACAACAAGAGACUGGUGGCCAAUACCUCAUUAGAUACUUAAUAUCCAAUGUUGGUUGUCAAUUGGAAGAGUUUGAAAUCGAUGGCCGCAUCUCUUUAAAAGACAUGAGACUCGAUAUCAACAUUUUACAAUACUUGUUCAAACAUCAAAAGUCAUCACUCAAGGUUAUUAGAUUGAAAUAUUUCGUCAUUCGAAAGAUUAAAGAAGUAAAGGCCAUCCAACAAAUGAUUGAAUAUAUUAAAAAAGGAAAGUUACCAUCAUGUAGUUUAGAGUUGUACAGUGGUGAUUACCAAAAAAGAAAAGAUUCUUUUGAUGAUCAAGAUGGUUUCAAGUUGGUCGAAAGUUUUGAUGAUAUAUUAAAACAACUAUUAAAUGAUCACAAAGGUAUAGAUUCAGAGGAUGAAUAA
Molecule: messenger RNA, 1275 nt
Organism: Cavenderia fasciculata
Lineage: Eukaryota; Evosea; Eumycetozoa; Acytosteliales; Cavenderiaceae
Exons: 2
Coding region: 1-1275 (424 amino acids)
Source: RefSeq, a predicted model, not a curated record